UGUUUUGUUUUAAUCUGCCUGGGGCAGCAGCAUAGGUUGGAAGGCGGAGACUGGAAUCGCCUGCCAAGCCUGGGCUCUCGGUCACAGAGGCAGCGCCUCCCGGUUCACGCCAAGUCCAUCCCCCACCUUCUUUCGCCAUUCAUGGCCUUCCCCUCCCCUCCCCCCAUCAUGUGACCGCAGCCUGGACUCCAGGCUUGUUUUUCCCCUUAGCUCAGCCGCACCGCGCAGGCGCCUCGGAGCCCAUUCAUUCGAAAUGCGUAACAAUGAGCCCCGGGGCCCAGCGGCUCCGCGAGCUUCCCAGCUCGGCCCGAGCCCCUCUCGGCCCCCAGUGGAGGCGGCGCCUCAUUGGGGUCCCCCACCCCCGGCCGGCCACCCACUCGGGACCAACCUCCGACCCUCCGCCCACACUCGCGGAGUUGAAGUCAAACUUUCCUGGGCAGCCCCGGCGCCGCGUCGGCCCCUUCCCCCGCCCAGGCCCUCCCCAUCUCCGCACCCGGCCGGGCCACCCACCGCGCAACCCGGCCCAGAGCGCCGACCUCGCCGACUCCUCCCAGCCCCCGCCCCAGAGACCCCCCUCGGGCCGCGCCGCCGCGAAGCCCAGGUUCAAUAUAGGAAAGCCUAGGAGACCAAGAAUUGCACAGGAAACCAAGAGAUGUCAGCUGCCUGGGAGUUCCGCUAUGGACUCACCAGGUACAAGGGACAUUGUUCACAAGAGCACGUACUGCCAGUAGCACGUACAUCAGCACAGGUCAAGAGGGCUGGGAGUAUACAGUGAACUCCGUAAAAAGAAAGGC
Messenger RNA from Leopardus geoffroyi (Geoffroy's cat), 794 nucleotides. RefSeq names its product basic proline-rich protein-like. The record is from RefSeq and is a predicted model, not a curated record. Bases 264 to 731 code for a protein of 155 amino acids. The transcript has 3 exons. NCBI's taxonomy places the organism in Eukaryota, Metazoa, Chordata, Mammalia, Carnivora, Felidae.